GAGGCUUGCUGAGGCGAGGCGGCGGCCGGGCCGGACCGAGCCACAGGCGGUGGCGGCGGGACUAUGGAGGCGGCGGCCGCUGCUCCGCGUCCCCGGCUGCUCCUCCUCGUGUUGGCGGCGGCGGCGACGCUGGUCCCGGGGACGACGGCAUUACAGUGUUUCUGCCACCUUUGUACAAAAGACAAUUUUACUUGUGUGACAGAUGGGCUCUGCUUUGUCUCUGUCACAGAGACCACAGACAAAGUUAUACACAAUAGCAUGUGUAUAGCUGAAAUUGACCUAAUUCCUCGAGACAGACCAUUUGUAUGUGCACCAUCUUCAAAAACUGGGUCUGUUACUACAACCUAUUGCUGCAACCAGGACCAUUGCAAUAAAAUAGAACUCCCAACUGUUGGCUCUUUUUCAGGAAAGCCAUCAUCUGGCCUUGGUCCCGUCGAACUGGCAGCUGUCAUUGCUGGACCAGUCUGCUUUGUCUGCAUCUCACUCAUGUUGAUGGUUUAUAUCUGCCAUAACCGUACUGUCAUUCACCAUCGCGUGCCAAAUGAAGAGGAUCCUUCCUUAGAUCGCCCUUUUAUUUCAGAGGGCACUACAUUAAAAGAUUUAAUAUAUGAUAUGACGACAUCAGGUUCUGGAUCAGGUUUACCUCUGCUCGUUCAGAGAACAAUUGCAAGAACUAUUGUGUUACAAGAAAGUAUUGGCAAAGGUCGAUUUGGAGAAGUUUGGCGAGGAAAGUGGAGAGGAGAAGAAGUUGCUGUUAAAAUAUUCUCCUCUAGAGAAGAGCGCUCAUGGUUCCGUGAGGCAGAGAUUUAUCAGACUGUAAUGUUACGUCAUGAAAACAUCUUGGGAUUUAUAGCAGCAGACAAUAAAGAUAAUGGCACAUGGACUCAGCUCUGGUUGGUGUCAGAUUAUCAUGAGCAUGGAUCCCUUUUUGAUUAUUUGAACAGAUAUACAGUUACUGUGGAAGGAAUGAUAAAACUUGCUUUGUCCACAGCAAGUGGACUUGCCCAUCUCCACAUGGAGAUUGUUGGUACCCAAGGGAAGCCAGCCAUUGCUCAUAGAGAUUUGAAAUCCAAGAAUAUCUUGGUAAAGAAGAAUGGAACUUGCUGUAUUGCAGACUUAGGACUGGCAGUGAGACACGAUUCAGCCACAGAUACAAUUGAUAUUGCUCCAAAUCACAGAGUGGGAACAAAAAGGUACAUGGCCCCUGAAGUUCUAGAUGAUUCCAUAAAUAUGAAACACUUUGAAUCCUUCAAACGUGCCGACAUCUAUGCAAUGGGCUUAGUAUUCUGGGAAAUAGCUCGACGAUGUUCCAUUGGUGGAAUUCAUGAAGAUUACCAGCUGCCUUAUUAUGAUCUUGUACCUUCUGAUCCAUCAGUUGAAGAAAUGAGAAAAGUUGUUUGUGAACAGAAGUUAAGGCCAAAUAUUCCAAACAGAUGGCAGAGUUGUGAAGCUUUGAGAGUAAUGGCUAAAAUUAUGAGAGAAUGUUGGUAUGCCAACGGAGCAGCGAGGCUUACGGCUUUGCGUAUUAAGAAAACAUUGUCACAACUCAGUCAACAGGAAGGCAUCAAAAUGUAGUUCUGCAGCUUUGCCUGAACUCUGCUUUUCCUUCAGAUCUGCUCCUGGGUUUUAAUUUGGGAGGUCAAUUGUUCUACCUCACUGAGAGGGAAUAGAAGGAUAUUGCUUCCUUUUGCAACAGUGUAAUAAGGUCAUCGAGAAACUCCCCAGGAUUUCUUUGGACCCAGGAAACAGCCCCGUGGGUCCUUUCUGUGCACUAUGAACACUUCUUUCCCAGGACAGUUACAAAAUGUUGUGUAGUCUACCUUUAUUUUUUAUUAACACAAAACUUGUUUUUUUUGUUUUUUUUUUUUAAAGAUGAUUGCUGGUCUUAACUUUAGGUUAACUCUGCUGUGCUGAAGAUCAUCUUUAAGGGUAAAGGAGCUGGAUUGUUGAGUUAUACAAAACAUUUCUUUUUUUUAAAGAAAGUGAUUUAUUCCUGGUUAGUACAUUCUCAGAGGAUUCUGAACCACUAAAGAGUUCCUUGAUUCAGACUUUGAAUGUACUGUUCUAUAAUUUUCAGGAUCUUAAAACUAACACUUAUAAAACUCUUAUCUUGAGUCUAAAAAUGACCUCAUAUAGUAGUGAGGAACAUAAUUUAUGCAAUUGUAUUUUGUAUACUAUUACUGUUCUUUCACAUAUUCAGAACAUUACAUGCCUUCAAAAUGGGAUUGUACUAUACCAGUAAGUGCCGCUUCUGUGUCUUUCUAAUGCUUACAGUCUGUGUGUCUUAAAAGCUGUAGUAUUUUAAUUCAAAAAAUUUAUUUAUCUGGGUAACCCAGACUUUUCUGUUUUGUUUUUUGGAAGGUUUUUUGUAGUAUGUCAUUUGGUGUUCCAUUUUGAAAAUGCCUUUCUCCUACCAAAAUGUGCUUAAACCACUAAAGAAAUGAAGUGGCAUUAAUUGAUAAAUGUUAUCAUGGUCAUUUUUUAAUAUUCUCACAUCAAGCUUUUGCAUCUAAAUUGUGUUGUCUAAGUAUACCUUGAAAAAAUAAAGUGGCACUGUAGAUGCUUAUAGUACUCUAAUAAUUUAAAACUUGUAGCAU
Neomonachus schauinslandi (Hawaiian monk seal) is the source of this 2597-nucleotide messenger RNA. RefSeq names its product transforming growth factor beta receptor 1 (gene TGFBR1). The coding region runs from base 64 to 1575 and encodes 503 amino acids. Gene Ontology annotation, cellular component: activin receptor complex; plasma membrane. Gene Ontology annotation, biological process: protein phosphorylation; nervous system development; activin receptor signaling pathway. NCBI's taxonomy places the organism in Eukaryota, Metazoa, Chordata, Mammalia, Carnivora, Phocidae. The record is from RefSeq and is a predicted model, not a curated record. Gene Ontology annotation, molecular function: SMAD binding; activin receptor activity, type I; transforming growth factor beta receptor activity, type I. The transcript has 9 exons.